AUGGGCUCACUUCUUGCAUACUUUUUUAUUCUUCUUCUUUUUCAACCACCUGGAUCAGCAUUCGCCAAUGCCUAUGUUGCCGGUCUCAAGGAGGAGCUUAAUCUCGAAGGCAAUCAGUACAAUGUCCUUCUCUCCAUGGCCUCUGCAGGAAUGCUGAUAAACGAUAGCAAGUCCAAUGAACUCGCUAAGAGAGCGGCUACUUUUACUGUUGCUGGUCAGGUCGGCAAAAUGUUCGCCGGUGCCAUGAUGGCAGCGAUUCAUGAAUCCAUGGAUGGCUACGCUGGGCUUGCAGGAUGGCAAUGGGUGUUUUUGAUUGACGGCAUCAUAACAUUUCCAGUCGCCAUAUUUGGCUUCUUCCUUUUCCCCGACAUUCCGGAAAUCACCGAGGCAUUCUACUUGACAAAACGAGUUUUGGGUCAACCGAUCUUCUACGUUUGCUGUGUAUUUUCCGCCCUAUCUUCAGCGAUGCAAGGCUAUAUCGUACAAGGCCUCAUGCUCCUCUUUAUGAAAAGUCAUCAAAAGUCAAACUCUUUCACGCAGUCUCAAGUCAACACAUAUCCUAUCCCAACUCAUGCUAUUGGCAUUGUGGCAGAGCUAGGGGCUUCGGUGAUCAUUGACCGCUAUGACAGGCGUGUCAGCAUCGGUCUGGUCAUUUGCCUGAUUCAAAUUGCCUGCUCGAUCGUCCUCUUGGUGCCUGGGAUGUCUUUGGCCGGGAAUCUCACGGCAUUCUACCUUUCGUCAACAUCAUAUGGUAUCAACCCCCUGCUUUACAGUUGGUCGAGCAACAUUGCUGCAAGAACAGCGGAUGAUGCAGCACGAAGCGUCAUUCUUGCGUCAAUGGCAGCAAGCGAUGGUCUGCUAUGGACCUUCUGGGGCAUCGUUUUGUACCCUGCGAGUGAUGCGCCGUACUGGCGGACUGGAUACAUUGCAAUGAUUUGUGUCUGCGUCGUCCUUAGUUCAUGGCUCUUUCUUGUGCGCUGGUUGGACCGGUACACCGCUCGCAAGCAUCCGGCUCCAGUCCGGCUACUCAAUGCAGAUUCAUCCAUCAUACCUUCUUACAGCUCGAUAAACGAGAAGAAGGUUUGA
Molecule: messenger RNA, 1086 nt
Organism: Verticillium nonalfalfae
Lineage: Eukaryota; Fungi; Ascomycota; Sordariomycetes; Glomerellales; Plectosphaerellaceae
Exons: 9
Coding region: 1-1086 (361 amino acids)
Biological process (GO): pantothenate import across plasma membrane
Cellular component (GO): plasma membrane
Molecular function (GO): pantothenate transmembrane transporter activity
Source: RefSeq, a predicted model, not a curated record